GGCCCCGGGAUGCUGCUCCGGCCCCGGCGGCCGCCUCCGCUCGCGCCGCCGUCGCCGGCCAGCCCCGACCCCGAGCUGCAGUCCGCCGCGGAGGCCCCGGGGACCCCACCUGGGCGGCGCGCCUCGCCAGACGCCCUGGAAGAGCCCGUGUCGCCCGUGUCCCCAGGCUCGGCUCAGCGCACGCCCUGGAGCGCUCGGGAGACGGAGCUGCUGCUGCACACGCUGCUGCAGCCGGCCGUGUGGCGCUCGCUGCUGCUGGACCGCCGCCAAACCCUGCCCACCUACCGCCGCGUGUCCGCCGCGCUGGCCCGCCUGCAGGUCCGGCGCACGCCCGCGCAGUGCCGCCGCCGCUACAAGUUCCUCAAGGACAAGCUCCGCGAGGCGCAGGGCCAGCCGCCCGGGCCCUUCGACGCGCAGAUCCGGGAGCUCAUGGGCCUCCUGGGCGACACCGGGCGCAAACGGCCCCGCCGCCCCGGGCGCCCCCAGCGCGGCCGCCGCCCGGCCGCCAGCGCGCCCGCGCCCGCGCCCACCCCGGGCGAGCCAGGUGUCAUGCCGCUGCCAGCCGCCCGCGACCCCAGUGCGGACCCCGCCUGGACGCUCAGGUUUAGCCCGUCUUCGCCAAAGUCUGCGGACGCCUCCCGCGCCCCCUGCUCUCCGCCAGCCCCCACCCCGACCGCCCUCUCCAACUUCGUCUCGGGGCCCGGCAGCCCCCAAGACCACGUGCCUGUCCGCGCCCCCGCCUCCCCGCCGUCGCCAGCCCCCCACCCCACCCAGGAAGACUCAGACUCGCCACCCGGCCGCCCCGAGGACCGCGCGCCCCCGCAGGCCGCGCCAUCGCUGAACGCCGCCCUGAUGCAGACCCUGGGGCACCUGGGCGACAUCGUGGCCGUCCUAGGCCCGCUGCGCGACCAGCUGCUGACCCUGAACCAGCACGUGGAGCAGCUGCGUGGCUCCUUCGACCAGACCGUGUCCUUGGCCGUGGGCUUCAUUUUGGGCAGCGCGGCCGCUGAGCGUGGUGUCCUGCGGGACCCGCGCGAGUGA
Propithecus coquereli (Coquerel's sifaka) is the source of this 1041-nucleotide messenger RNA. It is a transcript of the gene UTF1, whose product is annotated as undifferentiated embryonic cell transcription factor 1. The coding region runs from base 10 to 1041 and encodes 343 amino acids. The record is from RefSeq and is a predicted model, not a curated record. Lineage: Eukaryota; Metazoa; Chordata; Mammalia; Primates; Indriidae. The transcript is spliced from 2 exons.